Molecule: messenger RNA, 3676 nt
Organism: Gekko japonicus
Lineage: Eukaryota; Metazoa; Chordata; Lepidosauria; Squamata; Gekkonidae
Gene: STRA6
Product: stimulated by retinoic acid 6
Exons: 19
Coding region: 79-2025 (648 amino acids)
Biological process (GO): vitamin A import into cell
Cellular component (GO): plasma membrane
Molecular function (GO): retinol transmembrane transporter activity; signaling receptor activity
Source: RefSeq, a predicted model, not a curated record
ACCAGCCGCGCCCAGCCUGUCGGCGGGACACACUCCGCGCGCGGAACCCCCUCUUGCGCCUGGCGCUGCCCGCCAGCCAUGGAGGACGCCGCCGACAUGGAUACGGGGGAGAAUGGCACUGCCAACUUCUCGUGCAACAGUGUAAUAGACAUGGAGCACUAUCUGCAUUACUCGCUUGUUCCGUCCGCCAUCAUCAUUCUAGUGCUGUCCUACCUCGAAAGGCGAUUGAGAAGAUGGGGCUUCAGCGGAAAACUGAGCAGUCUCUACGGAUGCUGCGGGGUCGUGAUACCCUUUGAUUUUGUUUCGAUGUUCAGCAAUCGAUGGCCAUUUGGUUUUGCAUUUGGAGCGACGGCUGACAAACUGAUGUUCCUGUUUACACAAGACUUCCCCCAACCGACAAUGCCUAACUGGGCUAGAGUCUUUUGGAUUAUGCUCAUCGCCAUUGAAGUGGGCUUCUCCUCGUAUCCUUUCUUUGCCUGCCUUUCAACGAAUUACCAGAGAACUGGAGCCAUCCUGGGAUGCCUUUAUUCACUGAGCUGGUUAAUAGUCAUGCUCAUAGAUGUUGGUCAGUGCCCUCAUGGAGACAAUAGUUUUUUACAGGAGUAUGAAAACUUAAUUCUGUUUUGGCCUUCACUCCUGUGCCAGUUUUUCCUGCUCGCCCGAUUUCUUCAAAUCAUUGUGAAAUCAUUCAAAAUCUGUAGUGGGCAGGCUAUUCUAAGCAGAUGGACCCCCAAUGGAUAUGAAAUCCGUGUGAACGAAGGUGAUCCUCAAACAGACUGUUCCCCAAAAGGCAGUGAGGAGGAGACCUCUUUCCUGGAGUGUCAUCAAGUUCAGCAUGUCCAACAACUGAUGAAGAAGCCGCCACCACAGCCGCCUGAGAAAUCCUGGAUUCAGCGGAAGUUGUAUGAAUGGGAUCCUUACUUUCGGUUCCCGAGCCGAAUGAUCAGCACAUCAGUGGUUGUCCUCAUCUGCCUUUACAUGUUUAUUAUGUAUGAGAUCAUUGCUUAUAAGUAUCUUUCAAGACUUACCGAACUCGUCCUGCUGGAGGGCUUAGCUGCCGCUUUCAACAUCUCAGAAGACCCAAACUCAUGGUUCAGUGAACUGCAAGAAUUUGUAAAGGUUUCUCAAGGUGCCUGGAUAGCCACCACCGUUACUUCCACUCUGACAUGUAUCACUUACGUGUUCCAUAUCUUGGCCUGCUACAGGAAACACAUAAAGCGGUUGCGGGUUGGCAAGAAGCAGUUCCUUAUGUCAGACAUUACAAGAGUUUCACAUUCUCUAAGCGUGGUAGCACUGGCAAGAUACUCUUCUUGGCAAAUUGCAUACACAGUAUGGGGGUAUUUCCUCAUGCAUUUGGUACAGUGGGUGGCUGUCAUGAUAUUAAUGUAUGUUGUGGUUCUACCCAUGAUCCAUGGUCAGUGGGCGGAACUGAUUGCGGAGUGGGGAACGGUGAUCCUCACUUUUGUCCUCGUCAUGCUGAUCAAGCGGCUUCAGCUUCUGAUGGCAGCCAGGUUCUUUCUUCAGCCCAGGAUUUCACCAGGAGACCAGCAAAAGCCACUGGCGCUUGAUAACAGAAAGACAUUCCAGAACUUCACCUACUUCUUGUUCUUUUACACUGUGGUGGUGGGCCUGGUUUCCUGUCUGAUGAGGCUGUUGCGCAGCGUUGCUUUGGGAGUCUGGCUAAUUGGGCGCAUAGACAGGCCGGUCAUGCCCAAAGGUUAUGAAGCCUGUGAUAUGGGGUUCAAGACGUGGGUUGGUAUGCUGCUCAUGGAUCACUACCACACAAAUCCCAGCCUCCUGUACUUCUGCCACAUCCUCAUUAUGAAAAAAAGAGCAAAAGAGCUACAGAGAGCUACAUACGUUCCCGGGAAUGAGCUGAGGGGAACAGCUUUUAGGGUGUCAGCCAGAGCCAGGACAAGAUGGCUGCUGCUGUACACGCUGCUGAACAAUCCCAGUCUCACGAAACUCAGGAAGCCAAAAUCAUGGCCUCAGUCUGUGCAUUUCCCUGCAAAAUUUUCUGUCUGAUGAGCUCUGCUGCUGAAAUGGUGCUGUAGAAGACCACAAAACAGACACUCUGACUGGCAAACUGAAUUGUGAUUGAAACAAGGCCUGCAGGGAACCUGACCUCUAUGCCACUAAGAGUGGGAAGAUUGGGAUGUCCAAGUGAUACCAGCAGAAGUUCCCAACCUUGUUGAGCCCAUGACUGAUUUUUGGAAGUUUGAGAAUAGGAGUCGAGCAUCGUGACAAAAUGGCUGCCAUUCGAUGGUACAGUGAACCACAAAAUGGCUACCAUGGAAGCUACGUCCAAUGACAGAAUGUUGGGAGAAAGCAUUUUCCUAUGAUGGAAGCACAUGUUUCCUGAAUGGGUGCACCCUGCAGACACGAAGGAGAUGUCUCCUGGACCUUCUGAAGCACAUUCUGCUCCAUGAGGUGGAGGAAAGCCAGGAAGUAGCUUUUUGCUUUAGGGAAUAGAUGGUUUGGGGGAAGAAUGCAACGGGUGCCAAGAAACAUAUUGAUGGAUGUCAUGGUGACCAAUGGACACCAUGCUGGUGAUCACUGAGUUCAGGGCUACUUGCUGACCUCUUGCUUAUAUUGUUUUCGAAACUGACGUCUUUAAAGGAGUGUGUGAAAUGAAAGUGGAAAGCAUUAAACAAAGCAGGGACAUUGAACGUGUCAGCAGUUUGCCAGCAACUCUGACAUGUUCAAAUACAUGGCACUCCUUUAAACUGAGUCAGGCUGUUGGUCGAUCAAAGUCAGUGUUGUCUAUGCAGACUGGCACCAGCUCUCUAGGGUUUCAGAUAGAGAUCUUUCUUAUAAUCUACUACCUGAUCAUUGAAAACUAGAGGUGCCAAGGACUGAACCUGGGAUGGUCGGCAUGCAAAGCGAAGCACGUGUUCUGUUAGCUGUUGCAAUAUCUCAGGAAAGAGAGAUUUGAAAGAUAUCUUUGCCAAAAAUCAACACUUGUGUCCAGUCUUUUCUCCCCCAGCAUCAGUGUUUCAUUCUGGCCUCUUUGUACCAUCUGGACUGGCAGUCCAAAUAUUAGACAGGGUCAUAAAAACUGGAAUUCAGGCAAGGGAGACAUUUGUAGCCUCCUGAUAACCUGUAACAAGGCAAGGUGAUUUGGGCAAGGUGAUCGAGAGAGCCGUGGCUGACCAACUGCAGGUUGCCUUGUGUAAUGCUCCUGCUCUGGGCCAUUUUCAGUCUGGUGCCAAAUUACAGGACAAGAGAUGGCACUGGUAGCUUUAAUUCAUGAUCUCUGUCUUUGUUCUUCCUAUGGGAUUUAUGUGCAAUUUUUGAUACAGUGGAUUAUGUCAUACUCUUGAGAUGUUUAGAGCCAUAUGGAGGUAUUGGGGGUUGUGCUUUGGAUUGGUUUAAAUCGUUUCUUAAGGGUUAGACUGAAAGGGUCACCAUUGGAGACCAGUUAUCAUCAGUAUGCGAUUUGUCCUAUGCAGUUCCACAGGGUGCAAUCUUAUCCUCCAUACUAUUCAAUAUCUAUGUAAAACAAUUAGGAGAAAUCAUUCAUAGUUUUGGAACUGGGUGUCAUCCAUAUGUUGAUGACACCCAGCUCUGUACAGAUGUCCUGAUCAGGCCCAUAGCCACAGCGGUGAAAAAGGGGGUGGUGCCCCAUCAAUCAUUUGUCAUGCCCCUCCAAUCAGCUUUACAGGUUGGUGUGAAU